AUGCUAAACAACAUGUCAGACCCUCUUUCACGGUAUGAGGUGCAUAUCAAGGAAAAUAACUUCGUCUUCGUCGUCUUUUACCGUGGCCACUGGUGUCCUUUCUGUAUCUCCUAUUUGAAAACCCUGCAAUCAAUUCUUCCUCACAUCAAUGCCGCCGGGGGCAAAGCCAUCGCUGUUACGGCUGAGCCCGAGCAGCAUCUUCCGGACACGAUCAACGCUUCGGGCUACACUGGUGAGGUAAUCGUCGACCCGAUGAACAAGAUCGCAGCGGAGAUGAAACAACGUGUAAAUCUCAAUGUUGCCAUCUCGCCGAAGUCAGGAUACGAACAUGGCAUGGCACAGCCGGCCAUUCUAGUAAUGAAAAAUGAUGGGACAGUGCUAUUCGAUUGGGCUAUUGUGCCUGGGAUGAUGAACCUUGGGGGGGCUAAGGACCGCCCGGAUCUGAAACAGGUCUGGGAGAAUGUGCUGGCACGGUUGAAUGGACAGCCGUUUGUGCACAAAAGAUACAUCAUGCAGUCAUUCACGAAGGUCAUGACGCAGAAGCUUUUCGGUUGA
This is a messenger RNA of Penicillium atrosanguineum, 555 nucleotides long. RefSeq lists its product as uncharacterized. Gene Ontology annotation, molecular function: oxidoreductase activity; antioxidant activity. The coding region runs from base 1 to 555 and encodes 184 amino acids. Lineage: Eukaryota; Fungi; Ascomycota; Eurotiomycetes; Eurotiales; Aspergillaceae. The transcript has 2 exons. The record is from RefSeq and is a predicted model, not a curated record.